Empidonax traillii (willow flycatcher) is the source of this 2528-nucleotide messenger RNA. RefSeq names its product DEF6 guanine nucleotide exchange factor (gene DEF6). Bases 1 to 1875 code for a protein of 624 amino acids. Lineage: Eukaryota; Metazoa; Chordata; Aves; Passeriformes; Tyrannidae. Gene Ontology annotation, cellular component: cytoplasm; nucleus. The transcript is spliced from 11 exons. The record is from RefSeq and is a predicted model, not a curated record.
AUGGACCUGCGAGCAGAGCUGCUCAAGUCCAUCUGGUACGCCUUCACCGCCCUGGACGUGGAGAAGAGCGGCAAGGUCUCCAAAUCCCAGCUCAAAGUGCUGUCUCACAACCUGUACACAGUGCUGUGCAUCCCCCACGAUCCCGUGGCGCUGGAAGAGCAUUUCCGCGAUGACGAUGAUGGGCCAGUGUCCAGCCAGGGCUACAUGCCAUACCUGAACAAGUACAUCCUGGAUAAGGUGGAGGAAGGUGCUUUUGUCAAAGAAAACUUUGACGAGCUCUGCUGGACCCUCACAGCGAAGAAGAACUACAAACCUGACCGGAAUGGGAAUAGCGUUGUAUCCCACCAAGAUGCUUUCAAGCUCUGGUGUCUCUUCAACUUUCUGUCUGAAGAUAAAUACCCUCUUGUCAUGGUGCCAGAUGAGGUGGAGUACCUGCUUAAGAAGAUCUGUACGGCCAUGAACAUGGAGCUGAACUCCUGUGAGCUGGAUGACUACCUGUCCCAGGAGCCGCAGGGGCAAGAGGGGCUGACGGUCUGGCAGUUCCUAGACAUGGUGAACUCAGGGCGGUUCCUGCGAGGCAUCGAGCAGGAGGCCAUCAGCAUGGCCGUGGAGGAGGUGUACCAGGAGGUCAUUGAGGAUGUGCUCAAGCAGGGAUACCUCUGGAAGAGGGGCCAGCUGAGGAGGAACUGGUCAGAGCGGUGGUUCAUGCUGAAGCCCAGUGUCCUUUCAUACUACAUGAGCGAGGAACGGAAGGAGAAAAAGGGGAGCAUUGCAUUGGACAAGCACUGCUGCGUGGAGGUGCUGCCUGACCGGGAUGGGAAGAGGUGCAUGUUCUGUGUGAAGACCUCCUCCCGCACCUAUGAGAUGAGCGCCUCUGACACCCGGCAGCGCCAGGAGUGGACACUCGCCAUCCAGACGGCUAUCCGGCUGCAGGCUGAGGGAAAGAAAUCCCUACACAAGGACCUGAAGCAGAAGCGACGGGAGCAGCGGGAGCAGCGGGACCAGCGUAAGGCAGCCAAGGAGGAGGAGACGCAGCGGCUCAAGCAGCUGCAGGAGGAGAAGGAGAGGAAGCUGCAGGAGCUGGAACUGCUCAAGGAGGCCCAGCGGCAGGCAGAGAUCCUGCUGCAGGAGGAGGAGCAGCGGCGGAGGCAGCAGCACGAGGAGAUGCAGAGGACCCUGGAGAUCCAGCUGCGGGAAGCUGAGCAGGCUCGUGCCUCCAUGCAGGCAGAGAUGGUCCUGAAGGAGGCAGAGGCAGAGCGUCAGCGCAAGCGCAUCCUGGAGCUGGAGGCCAUGCAGGAGCGGCUCCAGGAGGCCCUGCAGCAGGAGGUGAAAGCACGGCAGGACGAGGAAGCCGUGAGAUACGCGCAGGCCAGGCUACUGGCUGAGGAAGAGGAGAAACUGAAGCAGCUGAUGAAGCUGAAGGAGGAGCAAGAGGAAUAUAUCAUCAAAACUCAGCGGGAGAAGCAAGUCCUCAAGCAGGAGAUGGAGAACAAGAACAAAUGUCUGGAAGAGGCACAGAAGCAGCUGGAAGAAGUGAGAGUGAACAGGCAGCGGGUGGACCAAGACGUCAUGGCAGCCCAGCGGAAGUUGCGGCAGGCCAGCACCAACGUCAAGCACUGGAAUGUCCAGAUGAACCGACUGAUGCACCCCAUUGGGCCAGGAGACAAGCGUUCAAACGUGAGUGGAGGAGUCUUCACUGGCUACCAGCCCCUCCUGUCCCAGAGAGAUUCUUCCCUCAAACUCAAGCAAAAAGUGGAGGAUAAAAGCAGCGGCCUCAUGAUGGACAACAGCGAGGGAAAUGUGAGCAAUGGUGGAAACAGCGGUGUUCUGCCAUCUCCAGAUGCGGACACCAUGGCCACAGAGCCCACCAAGUAGCCCAGCAGGAUGGCAGAGUCCAGCUGGGAAUGGUAGGGCCCAGCUUGUCCCUCUGAGCAGACCUUUGGUGCAGCUGUCUCUGGGUGAAGCCAAGUGCAGACCAGCGCAGAGCCUACAGGGGACUGCAUGAGGCAGCAAUGCUCCCACUUCCAUUAGUAAAGGGCUGCAGCCGCCAUGUGCCAGGAGGCUCAGGCAGCCCAACUGUGGGGAGGACCAUCUCCUCUGGGCUGCUGGACUCAACUCCCUGCACUCUGGUUUCCACGCUACCCUAAAAAAGAGCCACUGAUGGCUCAGGACUGCAUGGCUCAGGGCUGCAGUUUCUCCUUGGUUUCUACCACAACCUUUCUGCAUCACCCACUGAACCCCGGGCUGUGGGGCCCUGCCACAGUUGCUGCCAGGGAUGCCUGGGCCAACGGAGCGUGACCUUCUCAUCGCGCCCCCGGCACAGCCAGGGUGUCCUUAACUACAGCUAUGUUCGCUGAUAGUGGUUGUUAGUCCUAGAGUCCUUAGAAUUAUCAGAAACCAAGAAGCAAUAAAGCUUUUGGAGCCGGUGGCCCCUAACCUCCUGCCCUGCACACUGGAGGCCCUGCAGGCACCAGCUCUUUCUCCUUGGCGUUGUGGGGUUUGGAUUCCCCCUGUAGAAAAGAUCCCUU